CUGAGGGACCCGCGAAAAUGAACCCUUUAACAAAGGUGAAGUUGAUCAACCAGCUGAAUGAGCGAGAGGUUCAACUCGGGGUGGCGGAUAAGGUGUCUUGGCACUCGGAAUACAAGGACAGCACCUGGAUCUUUCUGGGAGGGCUUCCUUAUGAACUGACUGAAGGGGACAUCAUCUGUGUGUUCUCACAAUAUGGAGAGGUUGUUAACAUCAAUCUUGUGCGAGACAAGAAGACUGGGAAAUCCAAAGGAUUUUGUUUCCUGUGCUAUGAAGACCAAAGGAGCACAAUUCUGGCCGUUGACAAUUUGAAUGGAAUCAAGAUCAAGGGAAGAACUAUCCGUGUGGAUCAUGUGUCUAACUAUCGAGUGCCUCAAGAAUCCGAAGAAGUAGAUGAUAUAACUAGAGAGCUCCAUGAGAAGGGUUGUGGGGCUAACACUCCUCCACCGAGUUCAUCCGAAGAGUCUGAAGAUUCCAAACCCACCAAAAAGCACAAAAAAGACAAAAAGGAAAAAAAGAAAAGAAAGAAAGACCAAGAGAAGACUGACCAUGAGGUACAGGCAGAGCAAGCACCCUCCUUUGUGUCUCCCAGAAGCAAGAUGAUAAAGGACAAAAAUGAGCCUGGCCCCAAGAAGCACAGCAGCAAGAUCUCAGAGAGAGUUGAGAAGUCUGAAUCCAGAGAGGGGCGGAAGCACUGCCCAGAUUCUCCUGAAGUUAGGCAUUCCGGCCAUGGUCGAGUAGAGGACCCCAAGAGGGAAUCAAAACAUGAGAAACCCAAACAUGAGCACAAGUCUUCAAGUAGGAGGGAGUCUAAAGAAGACAAGAACAAGGAGAGAGAGAAAGGGCAAAGCACAAGCACACAUUCCAGCAGGCACAGCCAGCAUUCUGAAGGGCAAAAUCACAGAAGUAGAAGUAGGAGCCUAGAUAAAUCCCACAGGCAUAAAAGGCACCGAUGCUCCUGGGAACGGGAGUCCUUCCAUUCCAGGGACCAUAGGCAACACUGAAGUCUGUUUCACUCGCCCAGUUGAUAUGAAAACACACUUUGUUGUUUAUUCACUUCUGUUGUUAAUAUUUUUGUACAUAAAAUUUCUGGAGCUGAAUUCUUUGCAUUGUAGAAUUAUUGAGACAACUCUAGUUUGAACAGCCAGAUACUUUGAGUAUUUUAGCAUGUUACAUUGCCCCUGGGAAUAUGCUUGGUAUUGACCAGAGUCUGUAUCCUAAAUUUUGGUUUAAAGAAAUGGUCCAUAAGCCUGGUGUGGUGGCACAUGCCUUUAAUCCCAGCACUCGGGAGGCAGAGGUAGGAGAAUCUCCAUGAGUUGGAGGCUACCCUGACACUACAUAGUGACUUCCAGGUUGACCUGAACUAAAGUGAGACCCUCCCUCAAACAAACAAACAAACAAAAAGAUAUGGUCCAUGAACCCAAUUUGAGAUGAAGUUGCCAGGAAAGGUGUUUAAAAUAUAGCAUUGUGGGACCUUUCCAGAAGGCAAUUUAACUAUGGAGAAGCAGUGCUCCCUAGUUUCAGAUAGCUUCACAUGGAUGCAGUAGGAUUCUUAGGAUCAGCCUGUUUCCUAUUCAAACUCUUUGAAAACUUUUGUUUUUAAGUUUAGAGAGACUAUUAGAUUAAGAGAAGGUAAGAGGAAAGA
This is a messenger RNA of Jaculus jaculus (lesser Egyptian jerboa), 1642 nucleotides long. Its product is annotated as RNA-binding motif protein, X-linked 2-like. The transcript has a single exon. Gene Ontology annotation, molecular function: RNA binding. Gene Ontology annotation, biological process: mRNA splicing, via spliceosome. Bases 18 to 1001 code for a protein of 327 amino acids. Lineage: Eukaryota; Metazoa; Chordata; Mammalia; Rodentia; Dipodidae. The record is from RefSeq and is a predicted model, not a curated record. Gene Ontology annotation, cellular component: catalytic step 2 spliceosome; precatalytic spliceosome; U2 snRNP.